UAUUCUGGGAUAAUGUUGAUGAACUCUGAAAUCUGGAAUUGCAUUCUUUAGUCCAUUAAUAAAAAAACAGUCUUCCCUUUUGUUGAAUUUUAAUCUGUCCUCACUGCAUCCUUCCUUAGUUUUUUUCUCUUUGCUUAAGUGUCACACUGAAAUUAUCUUCCAUUCUGCAUCCCAGCCCAAAAAAAUUACAUGGCAUUUUUGGAUUCUCAGACUACCACAUUCAGUCGCCAUAAAAAACGCUUGCUGGUUGUUCGAGAGCUCAAGGAACAAGCACAGCAGGUGAAUCCUGAUGAUGAAGUGCCCCAUGUUCAAGAGUCAGACCUCUUCUCAGAAACCAGCAGUAUUGUGAGUGGAGGUGACAUGAGUGGCAGAUACUCCCAUAGUAACUCCAGGAUAUCAGCGAGAUCAUCUAAGAAUCGCCGCAAAGCAGAGCGGAAAAAGCAUAGCCUCAAAGAAGGGAGUCCGCUGGAGGACCUGGCCCUUUUAGAGGCAUUAAAUGAAGUGAUACAAAGCACUGAAAAAUUAAAAGAUGAAAUACACCGUAUUUUAAAGGUACUCUUCCUCUUUGAGUUUGAUGAGCAAGGCAGGGAGUUGCAGGAGGCCUUUGACGGUACUUUACAGCUGAUGGAAAGGUCACUUCCAGAAAUUUGGACUCUCACCUACCAGCAGAAUCCAGCCAUACCCCAUGGCCGCCCGCACCAAAUGGAGGUGAAAGCCCGCAGCCCAGAAGGGGCGGGCCCAGGCAACCAAACAAACCUCAGGGGGCCAAUGGAGAAGGACAGGGGCGGAGCUAAUGUGGCAUCGGCCAAAGGGAGGUGGGCUUGGUUCGUGCAGCCUGGUCUUUCCGGGCUUCGGCUGCCACGUUAUAGUCAGGUUUUGCAGCUGGAUUUUGCCCGGUGUUGUGCCACCGUCAGCGCUUCCGGGUUGAACUUCGCCUGA
Molecule: messenger RNA, 939 nt
Organism: Chinchilla lanigera (long-tailed chinchilla)
Lineage: Eukaryota; Metazoa; Chordata; Mammalia; Rodentia; Chinchillidae
Product: elongator complex protein 1-like
Exons: 5
Coding region: 190-939 (249 amino acids)
Biological process (GO): tRNA wobble base 5-methoxycarbonylmethyl-2-thiouridinylation
Cellular component (GO): elongator holoenzyme complex; cytosol
Molecular function (GO): tRNA binding
Source: RefSeq, a predicted model, not a curated record